GCCCGAGAUCGCAUCCCCGAGGGCAGGCGCGGGGAGGACGCCGGGGCCCAGGGGCACCCCGCGGCCUGGGGGUUGCUCAGGGUCUGGCCGGUCGUGUCCCUCCGCCCAGGAACGUGUCCCUGGUGGAGAACGUGGAGGCCUCGGGCGAGCGCACCGUGCACUACACGGACGAGGAGACGCGCCUGCACCUGGUGCAGAUGCUGACACACGCCCGCAGGGAGCCCGUAUUGCUCCGUGGACUGAUCCCCAAAGUACUCAGGACCACGGCAGGGACGGAAGCGAAGAUCGCCCGCCAGCUGAACGUCGGUAAGCCCCUGUCCAGCCCCAGGCCUGGCCGGCCCCUCCCCCGGGCAGCUGGGACCUGCCAGCGCGGAGAGCGCCGGGCUGGGGGUGCAGGGCCCCCCACCUCCCCAGCCCCGCCCGGGCGCGCGCAGGGCCCUGCGGGAGCCCGGUGGCAACCGCCUGGGGAUGAGGCGCCCGUGCGUGGGGCCGGGUACGCUUCCAGGGCUUUUAAGCGCAUUAUCUCGCUGGAGGCUCAUUCGCGGCGAGGACUGGAAGCCGACUGA
Condylura cristata (star-nosed mole) is the source of this 566-nucleotide messenger RNA. Its product is annotated as cuticle collagen 8-like. Bases 198 to 566 code for a protein of 122 amino acids. The transcript has 2 exons. Lineage: Eukaryota; Metazoa; Chordata; Mammalia; Eulipotyphla; Talpidae. The record is from RefSeq and is a predicted model, not a curated record.